GUGGGCACCGAGUCACCAGGUACGACAGCGGGCUCUGAGUCAAUUGGCAUGACCGCUGGCACUAAGUCAGACAUUGGAUCGUCUGACUGGACAGCGGGCAUCGGGUCACCAGGCAUCAGGUCAUUUGGCUCAACAGCGGGCACCGCGUCAUCUGGCAAGACAGUGGGCACCAAGUCACCAGGCACGACAGUGGGCUCUGAGUCAAUUGGCACGACAGCGGGCACCGGGUCAUCAGGUACCGGAUUGUCUGGCUCGACAGCGGGCAUCGGGUCACCAGGCAUCAGGUCAUUUGGCUCGCCAGCGGGCACCGCGUCAUCUGGCAAGGCAGUGGGCACCGAGUCACCAGGUACAACAGCGGGCUCUGAGUCAAUUGGCACGACAGCGGGCACCGGAUCAGGUACCGGAUCAUCUGGAUCAACAGCGGGCAUCGAGUCAACUGGC
This is a messenger RNA of Staurois parvus, 441 nucleotides long. The record is from the annotation of a GenBank genome assembly. NCBI's taxonomy places the organism in Eukaryota, Metazoa, Chordata, Amphibia, Anura, Ranidae.